AUGUCAUCACUAACGCCACUCAGCACUCCGCCUUCCACGCCCAGCAUCCGGUCUCCCAUCCCUUCGACCCCAAACACAGCCAGACCUCCCUCCAAACUGGGCGCGACACCCCCACUUACAGCCGAUACAUCGACACCACUCUCCCCAAGCCCUCAACAUGCACAAUAUUUGACGACUUCAGAUCUCAUGUCCCCGUUGUCGCCGCUCCCGCCUGGAGAGACGCCUCCUGUUUCACCCGGAGUGUCACGUAGUGGACGAGGACGAGCGAGAGAUUUGUUGAGGAAACAUUAUGGGUUGGGCGUUGCUGCUGCUACUGGCAGUUUACGGUCGAAAGAUCCUAUGGAUCUUGAUUCGCCGAAUUUUGAUGCAAAGGCGUACUACGAACAUCUUAUAACUACCGCCACGUUACCUGAACUACUGAAGAAGGAAAAUGAAUUAAUUGUAACAGAAAUUAAACAACUCGAUGGAGAACGACAAUCACUCGUUUAUAACCAUCAUCACGAAUUGAUCGCAGCUAGCGACACGAUACAUGCAAUGAAAACGCGAGCGGAAAGCCUGGACGUUGAUCUAGACAAGCUCAUGACCGCAUUUUCGGAAAUAUCGCGACUGAGCGCGGAGGUUUCGGUGGAACCGCAUAAAAGCUAG
Messenger RNA from Rhizoctonia solani, 645 nucleotides. Its product is annotated as vacuolar protein sorting-associated protein, Vps51/Vps67 family protein. Bases 1 to 645 code for a protein of 214 amino acids. Gene Ontology annotation, biological process: Golgi organization; endocytic recycling; lysosomal transport. NCBI's taxonomy places the organism in Eukaryota, Fungi, Basidiomycota, Agaricomycetes, Cantharellales, Ceratobasidiaceae. The transcript is spliced from 4 exons. Gene Ontology annotation, cellular component: membrane; GARP complex; EARP complex. The record is from RefSeq and is a predicted model, not a curated record.